AUGAGCCACAGUUUAGUGCCCUUGCCUCUUAGAACAACUACACAUCAUCAGGACCCUCUGCUACAUGUCGAGCGGCAAGCGAAGCAUAUACAGCGUAAUCUGCAGCUUCUUAUAGACGCCCAAGGCGAGGGACUGCUAGCUGGCCUUGGAGGCCAACAACCGGAGGCAAGUGUGCUUGAAGACCAUGCGUCUUCUUCUCAGUCACAGCUUCAUAGUCCCCAGGGAGCUUCGACAGUGCCUGUUCGACAACCGCGGCAAAAAAAGAUUGGCUUGCGCGCGGCACGAGAGGGCAUUUUUACGUCCAUGCAGGACUUGAUGCGACUGCGGGAGGAGGAACUUGAAAUACUUGCCUCUAGGCAGGAGGACAUGAGCCAUGGUUUAACGGAGAUUGAAACAUUCACAACCAAACGAUGUGGACUAGAGAACAUCAUAGCAGCCAUCAACGACACUAGGGAGACUCGGCUAUCCAGGGAAUUGAGAGACGAGAGAUCCAGGCUCGAGGUUGAGAUACAUGAGUUGGAGAAUAAGCUGGCGCAAAUGAAGGCAAGGCACCGGCACGUCGUUGACGAACUGGCCCAGGUCGAAAAUUCCGUUGAUGCUAAAUUAUCGUCAUACAAGGCGUCUCUAUCUCUUCUCGAGACCGAUGUCCGAAGGUUUCUCGCAAGUCCUCCGGUCAAGCCAUCCGCAAACGGCACUUCCCAAGAGAACUUUUACUCGCUAAAGCCAAGUCGGCGGACGCUUGAGAUGGCCCAAGAGCAUUGGCAGAGGGAACAGUCUGAUUUGCAACACAGGCAAGAGGAAGUUGAUGCCGAGAUCGAGGCACUUGAAGAGGGCUGUGUUGUAUGGAAACGGGUGGUUGGAGAUAUAUCAGGGUUCGAAAAGCGCCUGCGGGCCAACAUGCGCCGUUCAAUGCAAGUCGAAGAGCAGUCGUCAAAAGGCAAGGAGGCGGUGCGCAGCCAAGAUGACCCAGUACAGCUCAUUAUAGAGGAUCUGGAACAGACGACAAAUCUUGUAGAAGGACAGCUGGACUACGCGCAGAGCAGAGAUUGGAAGCUCCUGGUUUGCUGCAUCUCAGCAGAACUGGAAGCACUACGCGAGGCUCGGGAAAUUCUCUCAGACAUUUUCCACGUCGCAGAGGUUGAAACCAACCCGUCUGCCGCCAGGGACUUGGAGGAGCCACACAAGAAUGCAGACAACAAUUCCCAGACUGAUCCUCUUGGAAUUGAUAACCCCGAGCCUCCAGCUGACCUGCUACGAGAUGUAAACAGCCAUUCGCAUGACGAUGCGAAAUCGGAGAGUGAGUAUGACGAACCGGACCCGGCUUGGUUGCUACCAGAAACUUGA
Messenger RNA from Aspergillus mulundensis, 1344 nucleotides. RefSeq lists its product as uncharacterized. The record is from RefSeq and is a predicted model, not a curated record. The coding region runs from base 1 to 1344 and encodes 447 amino acids. The transcript has a single exon. Lineage: Eukaryota; Fungi; Ascomycota; Eurotiomycetes; Eurotiales; Aspergillaceae.